Morone saxatilis (striped sea-bass) is the source of this 5083-nucleotide messenger RNA. It is a transcript of the gene slc16a2, whose product is annotated as solute carrier family 16 member 2. Gene Ontology annotation, biological process: transmembrane transport. NCBI's taxonomy places the organism in Eukaryota, Metazoa, Chordata, Actinopteri, Moronidae. Gene Ontology annotation, molecular function: monocarboxylic acid transmembrane transporter activity; thyroid hormone transmembrane transporter activity. The record is from RefSeq and is a predicted model, not a curated record.
UAUCAGAUGAAACAGGAGGAGCGCCUAAUCCCUUCGUUCACCGCCGGGGGGGAUGUUGCGGACAGCGUGACUGGACCAUACGGUGUCGGAGCCGAGCGGACGUUUUCACAGGUUGAUGAUCCGUGUUUGAGCACCGAGCAGGGAGACCAGCAAAAAGUACAUAGCCUACAUGGUUUCGGUGUCUAUAGGCUGCUCCUAGACACAUGGGCUUACAUUUUUAAGGAGCAAUAGGCGGUGCCUGCUGUUUCCUGGAAGAGAGAAAACCCCCCACAGACCUCCGAGCAGAAUGGUACAUUUAACAGGUUUAUUGGCCGAAGUUGACGCUCAGACUCGGGCUAGGAGCAGCGUGUAGGAGGCUUGCCUGCUCAAUAAGGGACCGUCUGUCUUGCACAUUUUGACAGAUAGCCAAUCAAAUCUGUUAUUCAAAUUGGUUCUCUUAUAUCAGUGACCUAUAUCUCAUGCAUGAGCGCCAAGAGUCCACAGUAACCUCUCCACCGGACCAGACAGCAUGGGGAUCAACGGGUUAGACAAUCAGGCGCAGCCGUCCAGCGGAGACUCCCGGACGGAGCAGCCAGCUGCGGAUCCUCAGAAGGAGCAGAGGGAUGCUCCCGGAGGAGAAGCGGACCGGAGCAAGGAUGACCAGGCGGCCGGCAGCGAGUGUAAGAUCGCGCAGGAGGACAGCGCCGUGCAGAUGAUCGAGGCCGGGUGCAAGCCUCCCCUCUCCCCGGGUUCUGAAUCCGAGGCGGGGGUCCAGGUGGAGGCGCACGGCCACGGAGCGGGAUUCGUCCCGCCCGAAGGAGGUUACGGCUGGCUGGUGGUGUUUGCGGCCACCUGGUGCAAUGGGUCUAUCUUCGGGAUCCAAAACUCUUUCGGCAUCCUGCAUAUGAUGCUGGUGAAGGAGCACGCAAACCCGGACGACAAGACGUCUCAGUUCAAAGUGGCCUGGGUCGGAGCCCUGGCCAUGGGCAUGAUCUUUUUCUGUUCACCUGUGGUCAGCAUGUUCACAGACCGCUUCGGCUGUAGGAAGACAGCUGUCGGCGGCGCAGCGCUGGCUUUUAUAGGGCUGCUCAGUACAUCCUUUGCAAACUCCCUGAGCCUUCGCUAUUUCACAUAUGGCAUACUGUUCGGCUGUGGCUCCUCCUUCGCCUUCCAGCCCUCGUUGGUCAUUCUCGGCCACUACUUCCGCCAGCGCCUGGGCCUGGCCAACGGUGUGGUGACAGCCGGUGCCAGCCUCUUCUCCAUGGGCCUCCCAGUUUUCCUCAACAAGGUGGUGGAACCUCUGGGCCUCAGCAGGACCUUCCAGAUCCUCAGCCUCUUCAUGCUGGUCCAGGCCCUGCUGGCGCUGAUGUUCAAACCUUUACUGCCUGCUGGAGGAGGAAUGGGACCCCCAGGCAUGGGUCCUGGCCCUGCCAAUCCCCAAACACAGUCAGGGGCCACGGCUCAAGCGGGGAGCAGGUGGAGCAGGGUCCUUGGUGGGGUCAGGAAGUACUUCAACCUGCGUGUUUUUCACAUUGUGACAUAUCGAGUGUGGGCGUUUGGAGUUGCCACAGCUGUACUGGGCUACUUUGUGCCAUAUGUUCAUCUGAUCAACUUUGUGAAGGAGCAGUUCAAGGACACCCAGAAGGAAUGGGUGCUCCUCGUCUGCAUAGGAGCUUCAUCCGGAGUGGGACGCCUCGCUUUCGGCAAAAUUGGCGACCUCAUUCCUGGUCUUCAAAAGAUCUACAUGCAGGUGGUGUCCUUCAUGGCUCUGGGCCUGAUGUCUAUGAUGAUUCCUCAGUGCUCUGUGUUUGAGGGGCUGGUGGUCGUGUGUGUGUUCCUGGGGCUGUGCGACGGCUGCUUCCUCACCAUGAUGGCUCCCAUAGCAUUCGAGCUGGUCGGGCCCAUGCAAGCUUCGCAGGCCAUAGGCUACCUUUUAGGCCUUAUGGCUCUUCCCAUGACAGCCGGUCCACCCAUCGCUGGUCUCCUACAUGAUUACUUUGGGAACUACACGGUGGCCUUCUCCCUGGCUGGGGUUCCUCCUAUGGUGGGGGGCGUGGUGCUGUUCUUUGUGCCCCUGAUACACCGCAGGCUCCAGCGAGGCCAGGCAGCGUCACCUGAAGAGACGUCCACAACUGCCCACAUGCUGCCCACCGCCCAACCAGCGGGGGAGUCCAAGAGCUGCUCCAAUGGAGACAUCCUGCCUGGCUACACUGAUGUAGAAACACACAUCUGAGUCGCUACGUACAAAGGGAUUCAGCCCACCAGCACAUUUUUCUCAUCCUUAGAUCGCCCUCCUCCCAACCAGAGCUCCCAACCAUGGACUUCCUGUUGGCUGACCUUUAACCCUCUCACCCUCCUGGACUCUCAAUGUCUGUUUGUUAUUUUCACGUGGAGAGAAAUCGAAAAGGGCGCUCUGGCUUAGAAGCCACGAAGAGGACGAAAAAGAAGGCACAUCAGCGUGGGAUGAUGGACACGUUUAAGGAGGAUAAGCACAACACAGUCUCAGCUCGGAUUGUCUGAUCCGCGGGGACUCUGUAGUAACACAUACCUCCAAGAGGAAAGAAAUAAGAGAUUUUAACUGACAGCGGUAGUUUCUGAUUUCACAGGUUUUAUCUUGCUACCAUAGCUUUUUGAAGCUGUGAAAAACACUAUGCUUUGUUUUUAGAUUCUAUAUAAACACGUUGUUAAAGAUAAGAGCUAUAUAAAGUAAGAAUUAAUGAAGGGAUAAAUUCACGCUAUCUUUAUGUAGUACCUCAUAUAUCUAAUUUUUUUUAACACAAUGCAUUUUUAUUUAGUUUGUGUAGCGGAAACACAAUCUCCUCUUGAGUGAUUUGCAGGUUUGCAUUUCUAUCCUGCUGUUUCCUGCUGUGACAAGAGAAACAUCUUCUGAGAGAUCAGCCACAAGACACAAUCACCUCAACUCAACCGUGCACUGUAACACACUGUACUCACACCCAGGGUCCAAAAACUUCAACAACUUAAACUUCUCUACAGGCCUGCCUGCACGGGAGCCAGAUGUGUGAUUGAUGUGUGAUUGUGGCAGCUGCUGAUUCGUAUGAGAUGAACCGUAGGGUGUUACAUUUUUGUCACGGUUUUUAAUAUAGGUCAGUGACUUUCCAGUUUGUGGCAGGUUAACGUAUGCAGUCGAAGUCGGUAGGGGUGAGUUGUGAAAGUGGGGCAUCCGCUACCUGAAUUAAUGAAACGUUACACUUCAGUUGAUACAAAGUCUUCUUAUGAGUCUCUACAGCCUUAACUAUCAGCAUUUGUCUUUUCCAAUCAUCAACAGUUUUUAUUGGCCUUUUUAAAGUUUUAGCAGGGUGCUAGACAAAUCCACAUAAACUGUGUUUGUUACAGCUUUAAAUAUAUAAUCCAGAAUAGUUUUCUUGUAGUGUGCACACUGUAUACUCGUUCAGUUGGAAAGCGCUGGAAUCAUGCAGGCCUAACGGGAGAUUGAAAGCUGUUGGUAGCACAGUUUUUUGCCAACUUAAGAAAAAGGCAUUUUGUAUUAUUUUAUUCCACACUUUUCCUCUGCGCAUUGACUGCACCUACAUUUUUGAUGGUAGAGCAGUUACAUAAUAUGAAACUACUAUGUUACAAUCUAUCGACGAGAGGGGACUACUGAGAUUAAAGCUGCCAAAUGGCCUAAACCCUGGUGAGGCCAUUUUACAGAUAAUUCAAUCAAUUUGCUGCUUCGGUUUAGCUUUGUGUUACGAGGGCAUCACUCACUGUGUGUAGUAAUUUAACAAAACAUCACAGCCUUGUUGAAAGGACAGUUUGCAGUUAUUAUGUUUCAUAAACAUUUGGACCACUUACCUCUGCAAUCUUAGAUUACAGGUUCUCUUGAACAAUGAACUUUAAUGAACAGAUGUGAAGUAGAGCUGCAAUAAUUGACUGUUCGAGUUACACUCUGUGGUUAUAUGCAUAACUGAAUAGCAGAGAGGGGAAUUGGUACACAGCAAGGAAGGAAAUGCUCUGGUGUUCAGGUGGUAUUCCUUUCUGUCCAUCCCCCUUUUUGCUUUCACUGCCAUUAUUCAGUCAGUUUCUGUGUUACACUUACACUUUAGAGCCUAAAAGCUACACAAACCUCACUGCUGAGUGUAGUUUUUGGGGGGUAAUGCUAUAGGACAACAUACACCUAUACCUCAGUAAUCAAACAAUCCUCAGCAAUCUAGUGGAACCUGUUGACAUUCUUCAUUACUUUAUCGUUCUGUGUAUUGGUUUGUUUCAAUCUGAACCGUUCUCAGAGCCACAAAUCUGCCAAACGCCUGUUUUCAAUCAACCUCACUUUCUCUGAAACCUUGUUAGUGUCUGUUUAGGCACCACAGAACUGUGGAAAGGUCAAACUUCCAUUCCUCGUAAUCCAACAGUUGGUGCAAAAUCAGUUUAGAGAUUUGAUCCUUCCUUAUUUUGCCUUCAUAUCCGUAUGCUUCUUUGUUUUUGAUCCUCACUGUUCCUGGACUCUCUUAACGCUUACACUACACAUUAUCAUUAUCUUCAUUACAGCCUAAUUUAUUUGUCUGUGAUUGAGGAAAUGCAGUCAUAUAAAUGUUUAAUGUCCUUAACUAAAGAUAAAACUUAACUAAAGAGGCACUUAAUUAUAAGCAGUGUAGUUUUAUACAGUAAUUAAAGCUUCAAAACAAAAAACAUAGGCCUCUAGUUUGACUGGGGUAGUGUUACAUUUUGGGCUGCAUGAGUUGUCCACAGAUCAGCCAUGUGAGCUAACUAAAUAGCUAAGUUUGCAUUAAAUUUUAAGAUUCAUCAGCCUCCAAACAAAACUAACCACCUGAACAUGGAGCUACUGCACAGUGAUCUGAGCAGAAACUCUGAGCCCAGUUCACUCUUAAAAAUAAGGAAACCUCUUCCUCAUUGCUCAAAGUGACCCAUUUUACAGUAUUUUGUUUCUUAAGUGUUAAUGCCCUCCUGCUAAAUAAAUACUGGUUAACUGUGAAAUGUAUUUAAUUUAUUAAUUGUUUUGUGUUAUGAAGGUUGCAGGAGAUGCUUUCUAUAAAACCGCAGAACUGCAUGUAAAAUCAGAAACAUAUAUUCCUAAGAGCUGAUUUUCAGUUAUUUGCACAGCGAUGUAAAGAUGAUAUUUUUACAGAGA